Messenger RNA from Colletotrichum paranaense, 1716 nucleotides. RefSeq names its product major facilitator superfamily transporter. The record is from RefSeq and is a predicted model, not a curated record. Gene Ontology annotation, cellular component: plasma membrane. The transcript has 5 exons. Gene Ontology annotation, molecular function: transmembrane transporter activity. Gene Ontology annotation, biological process: transmembrane transport. The coding region runs from base 1 to 1716 and encodes 571 amino acids. Lineage: Eukaryota; Fungi; Ascomycota; Sordariomycetes; Glomerellales; Glomerellaceae.
AUGGGCUUGUUCUCCAAGAAAGCUCCUGUCGAGGAGCAGGUUGCUGCCGAACCUACCGGAUCUCCCCAUUACGACGAGAAGACGACGGGCGAGCACCCCGGUGAUAGAUCAAGCGAUGACGAGCCAAUCUCAAAGGACCUCCAGGCCGGUGUCGCCAAGGUCGAGGCCAUGACAACCGUGUGGACAAAGCGCGAUCUUAUCAUUGCUUACAUCCUGAUCUGGUUGUUCUAUGUCGUUACCUCUAUCCAGGAGGUCUCGAUGCGCGUCUUGUCCCCCUUCGUCACUAGCUCUUUCGCCAUGCACUCGUUGACAGCCACGACUGGUGUCAUGUCAACCCUCAUUGCCGGCCUGAUUAAGUUACCGCUUGCCAAGAUUCUCGACACAUGGGGCCGUCCUCAAGGUCUCGGUAUCAUGCUCAUCUGCUGGAUUCUCGGCUUCAUUAUGAUGGCUGCUUGCAAUGGCGUCGAGACUUAUGCUGCUGCGCAGGUCUUCUACUCAGUUGGGCAAAUCCCAAGAGCUCUGAUGCUCUCGUUCGCAACGACGCCAUACAUCUUCAUUACCUGGGCAGCUGGCCCCAUCACCGACAGUAUCCUCAGAGAGGAUGGCAUUGGCUGGCGUUGGGGUCUUGGUAUGUGGGCUAUCGUUGCUCCCGUCGUUAUCGGACCUCUUGUUCUCCUUUUCCUCUGGAACCAGCAUAAAGCGAAGAAGAUGGGCGUCAUCGACAGCCGCGGUUCCAUCAAGAACAUCUCUGGCGCCAAGAUUCUCAAGUUCCUCAUUGAUGUCGAUGCCCUUGGCAUCCUCAUUCUCGCUGCCGGCAUGGCACUGUUCCUGCUGCCAUUCAACAUCUACUCCUACCAGACGGAAGGUUGGCGCUCUCCCAUGAUCAUUGCCUUCAUUGUCGUCGGUUUCUUCUUGAUCAUCGGCUUCGUUGUUUACGAGAAGUUCUUCGCCCCCGUCACCUUCAUUCCCUUCUCUCUUCUGAUGGACAGAACCGUCUUCUUCGGUGGCAUGAUGUUCGUCUUUGUGUUCUUCAACUCUGCUGUCUGGGGAUCCUUCUUUACUUCCAUGCUCAUGGUUGUCUGGAAUACAUCCACCUCUCAGACCACCUACAUCAGCAACAUUUACCGAACGGGCUCCUGCUUCUUCUCCAUUAUCAUCUCCUGGCUCAUCUACCGCACCGGACGCUUCAAGCCUUUCGCUCUUUUCUUCUGCAUUCCUUUGAUGAUGCUCGGCGUUGGCCUCAUGAUUCAUUUCCGUCAGCCUGACCAACCUCUCGGCUACAUUAUCAUGACUCAAAUUUUCGUCGCGUUUGCUGGUGGACCCACUGUCAUCUGCGGAGAGAUGGCCAUGCUCAGUCCCUCCGACCAUGCCCACGUCGCCGUCAUCAUGGCCAUCCUGGACCUCUUCGGUAGCAUCGGCUCCACCGUUGGUUACACCGUCGCCACUGCCAUCUGGACCGGUACUUUCAGAAAGAAUAUUGCAAAGUACACUCCUGCAGGCACCCCCGUCGACACCAUUUAUGGCGAUAUCUACCAGCAGCUUAGCUACGAGGUCGGCAGUCCCGAGCGCAUUGGCAUUCAGCGUGCCUACGGUGACUCACAGCGCAUCAUGCUCAUCACUAGUAUCUGCCUCCUGGUCGGUGCUCUUGGCUCCGUCGCCAUGUGGCGCAACCUGAACGUCAAGAAGAUUAAGCAAGUGCGCGGAAACGUUGUUUGA